This is a messenger RNA of Amphibalanus amphitrite, 2799 nucleotides long. RefSeq lists its product as uncharacterized. The transcript is spliced from 3 exons. The record is from RefSeq and is a predicted model, not a curated record. Bases 1 to 2799 code for a protein of 932 amino acids. Lineage: Eukaryota; Metazoa; Arthropoda; Thecostraca; Balanomorpha; Balanidae.
AUGCGUCGGGCGGUGUCCGCUAACGCAGCGGCCCAGCGCCGUCGUCGGGCCCGUAUGGCCGAGGCGGAGCGACAAGCUGAGGCCGAACAGAACGCGGCCCAGCAGCGAGCGCGCCGGCAGAGGGAGGCGGUGAGGGAGGCCGAGGCCGCUCGCCAGCGGGAGCGCGCGGACGACGACCGGGUGCGACAGCUCAACGCCGAGAGGCAGCGCGCGUUCCGAGCCGCACAGGAGGAGGAGGCCAGGCGGGCGGAGUUGGAGGCCAACGCUGAGCGCCUCCGCCAGCAGCGAGCGGCGCAAGAUGAAGAGGCCAGGCGGGCGGAGUUGGAGGCCAACGCUGAGCGCCUCCGCCUGCAGCGCGAGGCGCAUGAGGAGGAAGCGACGCAGGCCGAGCGUGAGGCCACCGCGGCGCGCGUCCGUCAACAUCGCGAGGAACAGGACGAGGACGCCAGGCACGCUCAGCGUGCUGAAGACGCCCGGCGCCAUCAGCAGCAGCGCGCUGCCGCCCGUGCGAGGCCAGCCUCGCUUGCGGCCCGCCGACCGGCGGACGUUUUGUCCGGCGAGCAGGUGGUGGAGGCAGAUGAUGUCGGUGCGAUGGUGAAAGUGUGUGCGUCGUGCGGAGCCCUGCGGUGGGCGGGUGAGCGCGCCACGUUCUGCUGUGCAGGCGGCAAGGUCCGCCUUGACCCGCUCCCGGCCCCGCCGCCAGUCUUACGCCGCCUUUGGACUGAUGACACCUUAGAGGCGCGCACCUUCCGGCAGUACGUCCGGCACCUCAACUCAGCGCUGGCCCUAUCGUCUUUGUCCGUGCGUGAGGUGCCGCCGCCUGCAGGCACCGGCGGGUACGCACCGUGUGUGGUGGUGCACGGGCGGCUGUACCACCGACUUGGGCCGCUGGAAGUCCCUGAAGACCGGCCACCCUCCUUCGCCCAGAUAUACAUAAGCGACCCGCUGGCCGAAGAUCCGGAGGCUGAAGCGGCCAUUCGACUCGGUCAUGUGCGCCUGCCGGCAGCGACCUCUGCCGCCGUGCAGCACCGGCUGCUGGACCUGCUGGGACAGCUUCAGGCCAUGCUGCGCCAUGUCAACCCCUGGGUGCACGAUUUCAUCAUGGCUGCCGAGGUCCUGGCACAGGAGGUGGAACACCGGCAGCUGAUCAUCAGCGUUGCAGCCCGACCCGCCGGCGAGCACGCGCGCCGCUACAACGCCGCCGAGGGACUGCGCGAGGUGGCGGUCCUCAUGGGAGAGGAGCCCGGACAGCACGACCUGGUACUGCGCCGCCGAGCUGAUGGCGGGACCGGCGUGCUGCAGACCAUCGAUGAGAGCCACCGAGCGUGUGACCCACUCCAUUUCGUCCUCCUGUUUCCUCUGGGGACUACAGGGUGGCACCCGGCGAUUGCUCAGGCGCCGCAGCCCGGCAGGGAGCGGCAGCGAAUGGUGACAACGCUCCAGUUUUACGCGUACCGGCUCCAGAUCAGGCCCCACCAGGACGACAGCCUUCACCGCGCCGGUCGCCUGUUUCAAGAGUUUGUCUGUAUGGCCUACGCCAAGGUCGAGGCCAUCCGGCUGAAGUACAUCUCCACCCACCAGCGCGAGAUCCGGGCGGACCUCUACCAGAGCGUCCGUGACGCCGUGGCGGCUGACGCGGAGCUCGGCCAGCAGGAGCAGCCCGAGGAGGGACGUGAGCAGGCUGGUGUACCGGUCGUCGGGAGACGAGUCGUUCUGCCGGCUACUUUCAUCGGUGGACCCCGCCAUAUGAGGCAACGUUACAUGGACGCCAUGGCCAUCGUGAGGGCCAAGGGGAAGCCGACCCUCUUCAUUACCAUCACGUGUAAUCCGAAGUGGCCGGAGAUCGCAAACGCCCUGUUGCCCGGACAGAAGCCCGAGGAUCGACCCGACUUGGUGGCGCGAGUGUUCCACCUCAAGCUCCGCCGCAUCAUCGGGGACCUGACCAAGCAGGCCGUCUUCGGCAAGCCGAGCGCCUUCAUGUGGGUCAUCGAGUUUCAGAAGCGCGGCCUGCCUCACUGUCAUCUCCUGCUCAUCCUGCAGCCGGAGGACCGGCCUCGGACCGGCGCCGAUGCGGACACGAUCGUCUCGGCGGAGCUGCCGGACCCCACCGAAUCGCCGCAGUCGGCCCGUCUGCAGCAGAUUGUCCUCACCAGCAUGGUUCACAACGAGUGCGGCGCUGCUCGGCCGACCGCCACCUGCAUGAAAGACGGUCAGUGCUCCAAACGGUUCCCGAAACCGCUCUCCCACGAGACCAUCUGGCAGGAGGACCGCACGUACCCCCAGUACCGGAGGCGCGGACCCGAGGACGGCGGCCAGCAGGCGGAGCACAAUGGGAGGAUGGUGACGAACCAGUGGGUCGUGCCCUACAAUCCGCUCCUCAGCCUUCGCUACGAGUGUCACAUCAACGUGGAGGUGUGCUCCUCUGUGGACGGAGUUAAGUACAUUUUUAUGUACAUUUACAAGGGCUCCGACCGGCAGAUGGUCCGCGCAGAUCAGCUGAUCGAGGCCGGUCAGGACGAGGUGGCAGCCUUCCGAGACCUCCGCUCCAUUGGUGCGAGCGAAGCAUGCUGGCGGCUGUUCAGCUUCGAGAUGAGCGACCGGUCACCAGCGGUGCUGGCGCUACAUGUUCAUCUCGAAGACCAUCAGCUGAUCUUCUUCCAGCCUGGGGAGGAGCGGCAGGCAGUGGCUGGGGAGCCGCGCCACACGCAGCUGACUGCCUGGAUGACCUACAACCGGGCGUCGGCCGGCGAGGACCCCGAGUGCCUCCGGGUGCUCUACCCGGACUUCCCCCAGAAGUAA